Epinephelus fuscoguttatus (brown-marbled grouper) is the source of this 1589-nucleotide messenger RNA. RefSeq names its product SRP receptor subunit beta (gene srprb). Gene Ontology annotation, cellular component: signal recognition particle receptor complex. Lineage: Eukaryota; Metazoa; Chordata; Actinopteri; Perciformes; Serranidae. The coding region runs from base 48 to 887 and encodes 279 amino acids. Gene Ontology annotation, biological process: protein targeting to ER. The transcript is spliced from 7 exons. The record is from RefSeq and is a predicted model, not a curated record.
CCUACAGGCUGCAGGGAGAAGGAGACGUGUCCCACUCUCAGGUUGGCAUGAGCGGACAGAUGGAGGCAGACAGCACCGGUGGCAACAUGGGGGAGAAAGCAGACGUGGAAAUGGCAGAAAACCCAUUUGAGCCUUACAUUGAAUCUCUGCGACAACAACUGGAAGACCAGGACCCCGUUUUUCUGAUCGGAGUUAUCGUCGCUUUGGCGGUUAUCAUCAUCACCUGUGUGUUUCUGAAGUACUUUCUCUCCAGUAAAACCGUCCGCAGUGCUGUGCUGCUGGUCGGACUGUGUGACGCCGGGAAAACCCUCCUGUUCAGCCGGCUGUUAUCAGGGAAGUUCAAGCGCACACAGACCUCCAUCACUGACAGCAGUGCUCCAUACAAAGCCAAAAACGACAGGGGCAGCACCUGGACUCUGAUUGACUUGCCAGGACAUGACAGUCUGCGCUCUCAGUACCUGGAGAAGUUCAAAUCUGCAGCCAGAGCGAUUGUGUUUGUAGUGGACGCCGCUAUCUUCCAGAAGGAGGUGCGAGACGUGGCAGAGUUCCUCUACAUGUUGUUGACGGACACUGUGAUCUCCAGGAAUGCCCCAGCUUUGCUGGUGGCAUGCAACAAACAAGAUAUCACCAUGGCAAAAUCAGCUAAACUGAUUCAGCAGCAGCUGGAAAAGGAACUGAACACCUUGCGCGUGACGCGCUCUGCAGCCCUGAGCUCUCAGGACGGCUCUGUGGGCGGCAGUGUGUAUCUGGGGAAAAAGGGCAAGGACUUUGAGUUCAGCCAGCUGCCAAUGAAGGUGGAGUUCCUGGAAUGCAGCGCUCGCGGCAGCAAGGGUGAAGAGGGGGAUGCAGACAUUGAGAGCCUGGAGAAGAGCUUCGCUAAACUGUAAAAUCAGCAACAUAACAUCCUCAGUGCAGAGUCUGACUCAAAGCACAGACCUCAGAUCAACGUCCACCGUCACCUCAGCAAUCAGAGGAGGGAUGAGGCAUCUCAGUGGAGAAUUUAUUUGCCAGGAGCAACCAGCUGGUCCGAUCUGUGCUGGCUGUCAGUGUAAACCGUAAUUACAUGAAAGGUGGAAGAACUUUUGUGACGUAUCCAAUCAAAAAACACCAAAAAGACUGAAAGUAAUGAAAUAGAAAAUGAUGUAGCAGUUUGUUAGGUUGCUCUGCUGUGCUAAGAAAUGAUUUCUCCAGUGUAAAUCUUACUGUGAACAUCCACUUUAAAGCGCUUUAUUUGGCUUGUUUAGAAAGAACAUUUGCUGUUGCUGCAACUUAAAGCGAUCAUAGGCUGUCACAGAUUUUCACCAUAUUUGUUUUAAACUUGUUUCAGCUACUCUGACUUCUAAGCUGCCUUGUGAACACAGAAGGGCAUGAAUUGAACAUGAAUUAACUUGGACUGUCGGCCAUGUGCCUUUUCUCCGAUAUUCUUAUAGAAAAGUGUCUUGCUUGUUUUCAAAAAAAAAAAAUGAGUUUACUUGUUUGAAAGUGUUUAGUGAAUUCACUGCAUCUGCAAUGAAUGUAUGGAUUUAUUUAGAUUUUGUGUUUGUCUGGCUUGUUUAAAAAACUGACAAUAUAAAGUUUUUGAUGCUUGA